Hypoxylon trugodes is the source of this 688-nucleotide messenger RNA. RefSeq lists its product as uncharacterized. The coding region runs from base 220 to 582 and encodes 120 amino acids. The transcript has a single exon. The record is from RefSeq and is a predicted model, not a curated record. Lineage: Eukaryota; Fungi; Ascomycota; Sordariomycetes; Xylariales; Hypoxylaceae.
GACGGAAACAUAUAGAACGUAAGUGAUAUGCUAAUGUGCUGUCUCUGAGUUUGGUGUUAAUAUAGCCUGAACCUUGUCCGCAAGUUCUGUGCAAAUAGCGCAUAGGUAUAUGAAGACUUCUCUCCUUCCUAUCCCUUCCCCUUCUUCAUUAAUGAGAAACUCCUCUCUCGUAAAACAACUUUAUCAGACACAGAACAAUAGAGUAACUUAAUCGAAAUCAUGGUUCGAAGAUCAUCCUCGGACUACUCCUAUAUCGACGGCUAUUCUCAAGGUCGCACUCCUAAUGAUGUUGUGUGGGGUAGUACGAAGGCGAAAGACCUAGUCUCAAGUGUAAGAUUUUCAUGGGAUAAUAAACAUCAGAAAAUAUUCUUUGUCAGAUUCCUCGCGAAGGAGGGGUUGAAUUAUAAGAAUGCCGACGUUACUCCCCUACUCCGGACACUGAAUCUGGAUGGAUAUGAAGACAUCAAGAAUUUCAACGGGGAUAAUGUUCACGAUAUAAUAGUGGAGAAAGUACGGCGGAAGUUGGCAAGUACUGUAAGCGAAUUGGAUCCGGAUUUCUUGUUCAAGGCAAGCUUAGGGUAGGUCGUGAUUCAAUAAGUUAUUCUUUUAAUAUGUUGUGAGGAAUCAACUCAUCGUUUCAUAGGCCUCAAUUAGAUAAAAAUACGCUGUACAAGGGAGAAAGACAUUC